Drosophila persimilis is the source of this 1383-nucleotide messenger RNA. RefSeq lists its product as uncharacterized. The transcript has 2 exons. Lineage: Eukaryota; Metazoa; Arthropoda; Insecta; Diptera; Drosophilidae. The record is from RefSeq and is a predicted model, not a curated record. The coding region runs from base 1 to 1383 and encodes 460 amino acids.
AUGGACCUGGAUGUCCUGAAGUAUUCGUCCAGCCUUGCCUGGGCCAGCAUCCUCACAUGGAGCCUCCUGGGGUUGAGCUUCAGGAGCUGCCAGGCAGUGCCAGGCGGAAGCAGCGGGGAGCGGGUCCACAUCCGCCUCCACAUGCCGGAGGUGGUGCGCCAGCACACGCACUUCCACAACGUCUACAAGUACCCCAAGAAGUAUCCACAGCACACAGGUCCAGCGCCUGCCCCAGCGCCUGCCCCUGCCCCUGCCCCAACGCUGACCCACCCGAAGCUGGUGGGAAAGCCGCAUGUCCAGCUCUUGGGAUACACCACGGCGGCCGGUGGCACAGGCCCGAUGUCGCCGAGUCUGAUGCAGUUGAUGGCCACAGCGGUGGCGCCCACAAACAUGCCACCAGCGCCCGCCCCCGCCCCCGUCCACACCAGCCUGGCGCCCAACUAUGGGCCCGCUUUGUUCGAUAGCUUCAACGAGGAGCUGCAGAAGCAGGAGGCACCCCUGAGCGCCACAACGACAGCGCGGCCGAUCGCCAAGAAGCAACAGUUGCUGCAACAAAUCUUCACCCCGAACGUGAUGUCCGCCCUGCAGCAGGAGGCGGGGGAGGAGACAGACAGCUCCCUGGAGGAGGAUCGCUUCGAGAAGAACUCCCUGCUGAACCUCAACUUCCUCGAGGCCCUCCAGCGGGAAUACCUCAGCAAGUUCGGGGGACGGCGCAAGCGCAAGAAAUCGGCCACAAGAUUCGGCACACGACCAAAGGACUACUAUCCUGUUGCUCCGCUGAAACCCCGACCGUACUACUACCAGGGCAAUCAGGAGGAGGACGAUCCAGCCGAGCACUUCGAGGACUACAGCGACGAGCCGCAGGACGACUACGAGGAGGUGAUGAUGGUGUCGCACGAGGGCAGCGGCAGGGGCAGGUCCAGGGGCAGGCAUUCGAAUCCCACUUCCUACAUGGAGAGCUCCAGCUACUAUCCGCCCGAGACGGACCUGGACGAUGCCCAGGGCUACGACAGUGCUGUGGCAUUCAGUGGCCAGGACAACAGCAUCUCGGCCGUGCCCACAGUCGACGACUUCCUGGACGAUGCGAACAAUCAUCCAUCGUCUGGCUAUGGCAACUUCUACGAUCCGUACUCCUCCCAUGAAAUGGCCUCUCAGCCCUCGCCCUGGCAGCCUUCCCCCACGACGGCCAGCACCUCCGCUGGGAUGGCCAACAGCUGGACAGCCAGACCCACCGCCCCAGCCAGCUCCCAGCCCUCGAAGGGCAUCCGAUUGCGGCCCAGAAGUCCGGGCGGACGGGCCAACAAAGUCCGCUACGUGAAGCUGGUGACGCGCAAGAAGCGCAGAAAUCGCGAGAGAAUCAGAACGAAAAGGUAUCGUCCUUGA